AUGGCUGGUGCUUUAGAGAAUGCACGUAGAACUAUCCAAAAACUAUCUUUGGAUGCUGAUGAGUCACUUUAUGGUCAGAUAUAUUCUGUUUCUGGUCCCGUGGUUGUUGCUGAAAAUAUGAUCGGGUGUGCCAUGUACGAACUCGUCAAAGUGGGUCACGACAAUCUUGUCGGUGAAGUCAUUCGAAUUGAUGGUGACAAGGCUACUAUUCAAGUUUAUGAAGAAACUGCAGGAGUCACUGUUGGAGACCCUGUUUUGAGAACGGGAAAGCCUCUUUCAGUUGAACUUGGCCCUGGAUUAAUGGAGACGAUUUAUGAUGGCAUUCAAAGACCUUUGAAGGCGAUUAAAGACGUUUCACAAUCGAUUUAUAUCCCGAGGGGCAUUGAUGCGCCAGCUCUGUCGCGUACUGCAGAAUACGAAUUUUGUCCGGGAUCUUUGAAAGUUGGAGAUCAUAUCACAGGCGGCGACAUUUUUGGCUCUACGUUUGAAAAUUCCCUAGUUUCGGAUCAUAAGAUCCUGUUACCACCGAGAGCCCGAGGUACAAUUGUUUCUAUAGCGGAGCCUGGCUCUUACCAUGUGAAUGAUCCUGUCCUUGAGGUUGAGUAUGAUGGGGUUAAACAUGAAUACUCUAUGAUGCAUACGUGGCCAGUGAGAGUCCCUAGACCUGUUGCACAAAAGCUUUCAGCAGACUAUCCCUUGCUUACAGGUCAACGGGUUCUCGACUCUUUGUUCCCUUGUGUUCAGGGUGGAACGACAUGUAUUCCUGGUGCGUUCGGCUGCGGUAAAACUGUUAUUUCACAAUCGCUUUCGAAAUACUCGAAUUCGGAUAUCAUUAUUUACGUUGGCUGUGGAGAAAGAGGCAAUGAAAUGGCAGAAGUUCUAAUGGAGUUCCCAGAAUUAUUCACUGAACAGAAUGGUCAAAAAGAGCCAAUCAUGAAACGUACCACUUUAGUCGCCAAUACUUCUAACAUGCCUGUUGCGGCAAGAGAAGCGUCUAUCUACACUGGUAUCACACUGGCUGAGUAUUUCAGAGAUCAGGGAAAAAAUGUUUCCAUGAUAGCAGAUUCGUCCUCCAGAUGGGCAGAGGCUUUAAGAGAAAUUUCUGGUCGAUUAGGAGAAAUGCCAGCUGAUCAAGGUUUCCCGGCUUGUUUAGGAGCCAAGCUCGCCUCAUUUUAUGAAAGAGCAGGCAAGUCGGUUGCUCUGGGCUCUCCAGAUAGGUUGGGUUCGGUCUCUAUUGUUGCUGCUGUGUCUCCUGCAGGAGGUGACUUCUCAGAUCCGGUUACCACUUCUACCCUUGGUAUUACCCAAGUUUUCUGGGGUUUGGAUAAGAAAUUGGCGCAAAGAAAGCAUUUUCCUUCUAUCAACACGUCGAUCUCGUAUUCCAAAUAUACGAAUGUUUUGAAUAAGUAUUACGAUGCCAACUAUCCGGAAUUUGCAAAUUUGAGAGACAAAAUCAAAGAGAUCAUUUCCAAUGCUGAGGAACUAGAGCAGGUUGUUCAACUCGUUGGUAAAUCCGCUCUAUCAGAUUCGGACAAGAUUAUUUUGGAUGUUGCCAACCUCAUCAAAGAAGACUUUUUGCAGCAAAACGGCUACUCUACGUAUGAUGCGUUUUGCCCAAUUUGGAAGACUUAUGAUAUGAUGAAAGCCUUUGUCACUUAUUAUGACGAAGCCCAAAAAGCUGUUGCAAAUGGCGCUCAGUGGUCCAAGCUUUCCGAGGCCACAGGAGAUGUUAGGCAUGCCGUGUCAUCUGCUAAGUUUUUUGAACCUAGCAAAGGAGAGGCUGCUAUUUCCAAGGAGUUCGAUACACUUCUGAGCAGUAUUUCUGAAAGAUUCCAAGAGGCCGCUGAGUAG
Messenger RNA from Ogataea parapolymorpha DL-1, 1851 nucleotides. RefSeq names its product V-type proton ATPase catalytic subunit A. Gene Ontology annotation, cellular component: proton-transporting V-type ATPase, V1 domain; fungal-type vacuole membrane. The transcript has 2 exons. Gene Ontology annotation, biological process: proton transmembrane transport; ATP metabolic process. NCBI's taxonomy places the organism in Eukaryota, Fungi, Ascomycota, Pichiomycetes, Pichiales, Pichiaceae. The record is from RefSeq and is a predicted model, not a curated record. Gene Ontology annotation, molecular function: ATP binding; ATP hydrolysis activity; proton-transporting ATPase activity, rotational mechanism. Bases 1 to 1851 code for a protein of 616 amino acids.